AUGACAGCUUAUUUCUAUUUACAGAUGCAUUUUAAUUUAAUUUCUCUUUUCUUGCUAAUUUUCCUCGUAAUGGUUGAGUCAAUACCUGACCAUUACAAAACUUUAGGAGUUCCAAAGAAUGCAUCAACAAAAGAGAUUAGAACAGCACACAAGAAAUUAAUGUUAAAAUAUCAUCCGGACAAAACUAAAAAUGAUCCGAUUGCUUUGAGAUUUUCACAAGAAAUAAAUAAUGCUCGUGACAUUCUUACUAAUGAGAAAGAACGGAGAGAUUAUGACAAAAAAUUGCAAGAAUCCUCUGGAUCAUUUUAUGAAACGCCUGAAGGGGCAUCUACAUCUGGAAGAUCUGAAAGGACAUCUGGAUCAUCUGCAACGCCUAGAGAAUCAUCUAGAGCCUCUGAUGGGGCAUCUACAACGGCUAAAGGAGACUCUACAUCUGGAAGAUCAUCUACACCGCCUGAAGGGGCAUUUACAUCUGGAGAAGCAUCUACAACGCACGGAGAAGCAUCUUCAUCGUAUCAAGGAGCAUAUAAAUCAUCUGAUGAAACUUCAUCAGAUUCAUCAGACGAAUCACAAGGUUAUAAAUUUUGUUAUUUAAAUUGUUUUUAUGUAAUUGUCAAUCGAUUACAAGAGUAA
Molecule: messenger RNA, 633 nt
Organism: Meloidogyne enterolobii
Lineage: Eukaryota; Metazoa; Nematoda; Chromadorea; Rhabditida; Meloidogynidae
Source: the annotation of a GenBank genome assembly